AUGCUUGAUAAGGACCUAACCACUACAGAAAUUACGGAAGCCCCAGAGCUCAGAGACGAUGCAAGCGAUGUCUCCAAGACAGAUUUCGAGGGGAACGUGAUCGGAGAGAUAGAGGGUCAGGGAAAAUUGCGUCGAUCGUUUAAAACUAGACAUAUUCAAAUAGUUGCUCUGGGCUCAAAUAUCGGCUCUGGUAUUUUUAUUUCCACUGGAAAGUCGCUCAGAUUUGGAGGGCCUGGUAACAUGGUGGUAGGCUAUACCAUCGUUUGCUCCAUGGUGAUCUGCGUCUUGCAAAUUUUAACGGAAUUGUCGAUUUUGUAUCCUUCUAGUGGAAAUUUUAUUGAUUUCACUGAGAGAUUUCUUGAUCCGGCUGCGGCGUUUGCCAUUGGUAUGGGAGAAUGGUUGGCUUGGACCACGGUUAUGGCAUCUGAAGGUUCUGCCACCACCAGUUUGAUCAGUUACUGGACCACUGCCGUCCCCACUGCCGCUUGGAUGUCAAUUAUUCUUGUGGUUACUUUUCUGAUCCACGCACUUCCAAACAUAUUCUUUGCGGAAUUUCAAUACGUGACCUCUGUCAUGAAGGUGGUCAUGCUCCUGAUGUUCACUAUCUCGUGCAUCAUCAUGUGCGCCGGUGGAGGACCCACUGGGUCUGUUCACAACGGCCAGUUUUGGGAUAGCAGCAAAUAUGACAUCUUUAAGAACGGUGUUCGUGGUGUGUCUUAUUGCUGUUUAUACUGCCUCUGGGGAGUUGGAGAUCAGGUGUUUGUAGGAAUGUUGGCAGGUGAGGCUCGCAGCCCCAGGUUCAGUCUACCCAGAACAGUCAAGUCUGCUGGUCUCCGUAUUUUUGGAUUUUUCAUGAUCUUAGUUGUUUUCAUCACUUUGCUGGUUCCAGAAACAGACACCAGACUUUACGGAACUGCGGGUUCCAUUGCUAGUUCUCCAUUCAUCAUUGCUUUAAACGAUGCAGGUAUCAAGGUCUUGCCAGACAUUCUCAAUGCGGUUAUGGCCAUUUGUCUUAUCCUUGGGGGCCUGGAGCCCAUCUACAUUGCUGCAAGAUGUCUGAGACACUUGGCUGUGAGAGGAAUGCUGCCCAAGUUCAUUGGAAAGGUUGACUCCAAGGGAAGACCGCGUUGGUCGCUGGCCAUCACCUUUGUGUUCACGGCAGUCUUCACAUAUAUGAACUGCACAGGUAGUGGAGCAACUGUUUUCUCGUGGUUCUCUUCAGUCACGACCACCAUUUUUAUGUCAGUUUGGGUAGUCCUGGGUAUUGUUUCCAUUAGAUUUCAUAUGGCAGUCAGGAGACAGAAAUCGGAGAUCCUCAACACUCCAUUCGCCUAUAAGGACAAGUUGUUUCCUAUCGGCCCGCUAUUUGUAUCGGUUGGCUCUCUGUUGAUACUUAUCGGAUUAUUUUAUGCGUCUUUAUUCCCUGUUGGAGGAAGCCCUAAUGCCUAUGAUUUCUUCGAGACAUAUUUAGGUGUUCCUCUGGUCUUGGUCACUUACCUGGUAUACAAGAUCGUGUUCAGGACUAAGUUCGUGAGGUCUGCGGAUGUUGAUCUAGUGGAAGGUUACAGGCCAUUGUCUGAUGAUGAGAUCAUUGUUCUGGAAACUUAUUAUUCCAUGCCAUGGUGGAGAAGGUUGUGGAGUUACGUUGAUGUUAGGGACGGUAAGCAGUUGACCUAG
This is a messenger RNA of Kuraishia capsulata CBS 1993, 1677 nucleotides long. RefSeq lists its product as uncharacterized. Gene Ontology annotation, cellular component: membrane. Gene Ontology annotation, molecular function: amino acid transmembrane transporter activity. The record is from RefSeq and is a predicted model, not a curated record. The coding region runs from base 1 to 1677 and encodes 558 amino acids. The transcript has a single exon. Gene Ontology annotation, biological process: amino acid transmembrane transport. Lineage: Eukaryota; Fungi; Ascomycota; Pichiomycetes; Pichiales; Pichiaceae.